Pseudogymnoascus verrucosus is the source of this 2456-nucleotide messenger RNA. RefSeq lists its product as uncharacterized. Lineage: Eukaryota; Fungi; Ascomycota; Leotiomycetes; Thelebolales; Thelebolaceae. The record is from RefSeq and is a predicted model, not a curated record. The transcript has 2 exons. The coding region runs from base 1001 to 2077 and encodes 358 amino acids.
CGACCAUUAAAGAGGCCCAAGAGCGCUUAAAAGCGGGAAACGGUUGGUCGAUUUCCGAAAUUUGCCUCGAGCCUUUCGAAAGGCCGCAUCCUGUGUCUUCGAUUAUGACAGCGGCUUCCUGGAAACGGGAGAUGGUUGGCUGGCUCCAGAAAUUUGCCUGGGCCCUCCGAAUGGCCGCAUCCUGGCUAUUCUCACGUUCCUCGAAACGCGAAACGGUUGGCCGAUUUCCGAAAUCUGCCUGGGCCCACUCGAACGGCUGCAUCCUGUGUAUUUGAUCACGACAGCGGCUUCCCGGAAACGCGAAACGGUUGGACGAUUUCUGAAGUCUGCCUCGGGCCUUCCAGAAGGCCGCAUCCUGUGUCUUCGAUCACGACGACAGCUUCAUGGAAACGGGGGACGGUUGGUCGAUGUCUGCCUCGGGCCUCUCGAGCGGCCGCAUCCUGUGUCUCCGAUCACGACGGCGGCUUCAUGAAAACGGGGGAUGGUUGGUCGAUUUCCCAAAACGUUUCCUCGGGGCUUUUCCUCGGGGCUUUUUCCAAGGCUACAUCACGGCAGCAGCUUCAUGAGAACAGGGGAUUGUUGGUCGAUUUCCCAAAAAUGCCUCAGGCCUCUGGAAAGGCCGCAUCCUGUGUCACCAAUGGCGACAGCGGCUUCAUGGGGACGGGAGAUGGUUGGCUGGUUUCGGAAAUCUGCCUAGGACCUCUCGAAUGGCUGCAUCCUGUGUCUUCGACUUUAUGGAAACAGGAGAUGGUUGGCUGGCUUCAGAAUUCUUCUUCAGGCUUCUCGAAAGGUCGGAUCCUGCGUCUUCGAUCACGACAGCAGCCAACAGCAACCUAAGACGCGUGAAAACAGUUGACUGGUUCCAUAAAUACUGUCGUGCCAUCCAUCGACUCAGCGUGGUCUCCCCCGAGUUCCUAAACAACUUCGUUCGGUUUCCUACGGUUAUACAACAAUUUUCACUGCCCUUCUAACGAAAUUCGCUGGACAAUCUUAGCAACACAUGCUAUAUAUCAUGGUGUCGGGUACUAAAGGCGACGAUCCUAGGGAAGUUGCAGAACGCAAGAGGCCAUACUAUGGUUCUCGAGUUGACAAAUCGCCGCAAAAGAAGCAACGCCUUUCCUCACACAUCGGUAGCUCUUCGCCCCGAUUACCUCCCGAAAUAAUCAUGCAAAUCAUAUCCGAAAUUAUAGACCGAAGAACCCUUCUAAGGGUUUGCCUAGUGAAUCAGGCUUUUAAGGGCUUCCUCAGCAUAGAUUCUUUCCGUUCUGCCUACACUGAGGAAGUUAGGCGUGGAGAGUAUACAUCUGAUAAUGCGAUCGACACUAUUACUAAACACAUGAAGGAACAUCGAGAGGCGGCUCUGAUGAUUUUCGAAGUUACUUGGAAAGGUAUGAUCCACGAAGGGCAGUUGAAAGGUGCUGUUGCUUUCCUAAACCGCCUUGGUUAUAGGCUGGAUGAAGAAGAUUUUGAUACAGUACUACUGUCAUUGCGAACUAUGUAUGAUACGGUUGUUCUAGGAACUUCAUGGGACACCUGGGCAGCUGCGCUUACAGCAGCAGAUUUCUUACACGAGGAAUAUCGAAAUAAUGACACUUCAAAGAUGAUACGAAGGAUACGGCAUGAAGCCGCUUCAAGGCGACGAGAAAUAGUAUGCCAGAGUAUGUUACAAGUCCAGCAGGACAACGCCUUCUGUGUGUUAAAGGGCCUACGUCAAUAUUACGAUCUAGAGUUGUAUCGUGAGAAGAGGGAUUCUGAAAAAAGGACGAAGAUCAAUGACGCCUUAAUCGAAGUUGUUCAGGCAAUGCUCCGUCUUUCUAUUCAGGAACAUCAAUGGGCCGAAGCCUGUCGUCAGGCAUAUGCACUAUUGGACCUUAAUGGAGACGUCGACAGUUACCUUCAAACACUCAAAAACAUCUGUAGUCAGGCGAUUUCGGAGGAUCGGUGGGCGGAUGCUAUGGAAAUAAUGGGUUCAUUCAAGAACUAUACAGAUGUUGCAAAGGAAUCGCUAGACAGCCUUCGAAGUCAGUGGUAUGCGGCGGACGGGAUAAGAUGGACUUAUGGAAACGCUGUCUUUUAAAGCCUAAUAUUAUAUAAUGUGGACGAAUUAUAAAAUAGUGCCAUGUGCUCGAUACCGUUGUUUUCUAGCCUCAGGUAGUUUUGAGCCUCUUGAUACCAGUCUAUUUUUAUCCCGAGACGCCCCUUUAAUUCUUGCCGAAUAGCUUAAUCCGCUCUCUAUGGUGAUGGCCAUAGAAGUUAUUUCCAACAGCCGUAGUCGCUCUUGGCCAAGGCCACUACCAAAACCGUCCCCCGUUCUCGACCUUCCGCUUCCCUGUUCCUGCAUCCUGUGUCUUCGAUCACGGCUUCGUGGGAACAGGAGAUGGUCGGCUGGCUUCGGUGCUCGGAGGGCCAGAGGUCAAGUAGCCAGCACCACUAAUUCCUUAAAUACUGUUGUGCCG